UCUCCCUCGAGGACGGGUCUCCCACACGGGUCGCCGCUACUGUUCCUAUAGUAACCUCGGCCGAAGAUUGGAGCCGAAAUUGGGUGCAUUGUUCAGUGACGCUCAACCGGAAGGCGGACGAGAGCGAUGGCGCAUUUUCGCUGUUGCUUUGAACUCGUCGCGGUUUAACAUAUUUUAUCAACAUGAUGAAAAGUGACUGAUGCGAUAUAAAGGAUUCUUUAUAAAUUGUGUAUAACAUACGUUCGAAAAAUGCUCUCUACACUCCUGCUUCACAAAAAGAUUAUAAGAGGAAUAACCAGCACCUUGAUGCGACAAGAUCCGCGUUACGUGCUGAGCUACGCUUUUCUGGAAUAUCUCUAUCGUAGAUUGCAAAGGAUGUUUGAACAAAAUCUUUGCUGGAUUACGCUACCGGAUAUAGUUUUUAAACAUAAGCUGGAUGAUCUGGAAGAUACACAAAAUAAAUACAUCGAUUUUGAUUCCUGUGCGUUAGCGAAUAUACGAUUUUCAAAGGAAUCGUCGAGUUCCUGGUUUCACGUAUGCUCGAUGACUUCAAUGGCAAGAUAUAAAUUAAUGAUUAUAUCCGCACCUGAUGUUUGUGAAAACACUAUCCUAAUCUCUGAAACGAUGCGGCAUAAUUUGCAAAACGCCCUUCAUUGCGAACAAUUGGAUGAAUCAUGUUUUAUAUUGCCAUUGGAAGAUGAUGUAGUCGAAUUUGCGAGCGAGGCGAGAAUAUCCUUAAUCGCCAAUCCGUACGAUUGCGCUACCGAAAUGAUGGAUGUCAUGCUGGAGAAUUAUUUUUUACAUCCUCGAUAUUUACAUGUAAAUGAUGUAUUUAAAAUCGAUGCGAAAGAAUACGCUCAAGAUCAAUUUUACUUAUCCGGAUCACCGGCGAUUUGCACCAUGUAUUUUACGGUUAAAUCCUUAAAAGUAGAUCAUCAUGGACGUAGCGAUAACGUCAACGGCUGUUACGUCGUGCGUGGAGAAUCGACGCUCAUCCAGCAGGCACGAGUCCACGAUUAUAUCCCGCGGAGGCACGUUUUUACAUUUCCCGAAAGCAAAUAUCCAUCAGCUUUGACGGAACCUUUGGAACAUUUAGUAUCCUGCGUCAGACCGUUCCUGAAGAAGAAUGUACAGUUGCAUGUAAGGCCAGUGUUUCUCGUGAAAGGACCGCGAGGCUGUGGCAAACGCGAAUUGGUUCGAAUCGCGUCCGCGAGAAUGGGAUUGAACUUUCUUUGCGUUGACUUUGCGGAGGUGCAAACUCUAACGGCGGCGCAAACUGAGGCUAAACUUCGCAUAACGUUACAUAAUGCACAGCAAUGCGUACCAUGCAUAUUAUAUCUGAAUAAUAUUCAAAUAUUCGGCAAGACUGCCGAGGGUCAAAAGGACGAGAGGAUUAUAUCUGCUUUUUCGACGGAGAUUACCACGUUAUACGCUAGUAGACAAAGAUUUCCUCUGAUCAUCAUCGCCGCUUCGGAGACUGAUUUACCCGCGGAACUGCAACGAAUAUUUAUCGAGACGAUUCACGUCAAGCAUUUGAAUCAGAAUAAACGGACGGAACUGAUGUCUUGGUUGCUAUCUGAAAAGAAUUUAACGACUACCGCAGAUCUAUCAAAAGUCUCUGGUUUUUGUUCGGAUUUCAGAUUUGCAGAUUUGAUGGCGUUGACAUUGCAUGCGGCUAAAUAUCGAUACAAAUCAUGGAUAUCGUCCGAGUCUAAAAUCUUGACGCAAACAGAUUUCGACCGAGCUUACGAAUAUAUGCAAUCCAUAUAUUCAGAUAGUAAAGGCGCUCCACGUGUGCCGGAAGUUCACUGGGAUGACAUAGGCGGUUUGGCGGAAUUGAAGCACGAAAUUAUUCGUAGAAUCCAAUUGCCAUUGUUGAACGCCUUCGGAUUUGGACAAUCCGGAUUACUAUUAUACGGUCCGCCCGGCACCGGGAAGACUCUUCUCGCUAAAGCGGUAGCGACAGAAUAUCAAUUACACUUUUUAUCCAUCAAAGGUCCGGAAGUGUUGAACAUGUAUGUCGGUCAGAGCGAGAAGAACGUAAGGCAAAUUUUUGAACGUGCGCGUUCCGCGGCCCCUUGUAUCAUCUUUUUCGACGAGCUGGACUCAUUGGCACCUAAUCGCGGUAGAAGCGGCGACAGCGGCGGCGUAAUGGACCGCGUGGUCUCUCAAUUACUCGCCGAGAUGGAUGGCCUCGACGAGUCUGGUGGCAUAUUCAUCAUAGGGGCCACAAACAGACCUGAUCUCAUAGAUCCCGCUCUGCUCCGACCCGGAAGAUUCGAUAAGAUGCUCUAUGUCGGCAUUCAUUCCGACAGCGCGUCCAAACUUAGUGUUUUACAGGCGCAAACGCGAAAAUUCGAAUUACGGGAGAACGGACGAGAGCUGGAACGAGUCGUGGAUCAAUUGCCCGAUAACGUCACCGGUGCAGACCUGUAUUCCGUUUCUUCCAAUGCAUGGCUCAACGCUGUGCGCGAAGUUGUCGCAAGAUAUCAGGAAAGAAAAAAAUUCAACAAAGACUUCUCUAUCGAAGAAGAUAUGAUUAAAGAUAGUAUUAUCGUAGAACUGCGACAUUUUUCGGACGCUAUUCGCGACUUGGUACCUUCUGUUAGUGACGAAGAGAUAGAGAGAUACAACAAAAUGCGUACAGAGUUAUCAACAUCAUAAUUUAAAGAAAUUGUGCCUUAAGGUAUGGUAAAAUAUAUUUCUAUUAAGGAUCUUAAAUAUAGCUAUCUGU
Messenger RNA from Camponotus floridanus (Florida carpenter ant), 2734 nucleotides. RefSeq names its product peroxisome assembly factor 2 (gene Pex6). Gene Ontology annotation, cellular component: peroxisomal membrane; cytosol. NCBI's taxonomy places the organism in Eukaryota, Metazoa, Arthropoda, Insecta, Hymenoptera, Formicidae. Bases 250 to 2664 code for a protein of 804 amino acids. Gene Ontology annotation, biological process: protein import into peroxisome matrix. Gene Ontology annotation, molecular function: ATP hydrolysis activity; ATP binding. The record is from RefSeq and is a predicted model, not a curated record. The transcript has 7 exons.